Messenger RNA from Schistosoma rodhaini, 5808 nucleotides. The record is from the annotation of a GenBank genome assembly. Lineage: Eukaryota; Metazoa; Platyhelminthes; Trematoda; Strigeidida; Schistosomatidae.
GUAUCAGGGUUAAUAGCGGGUUAAUCAGCUUGGUUUUCUGUAACUGCGUGUUUAUGUUUCAAAUAUGAGCCUUAUACAACCAUCAAAUCAGCAAAUUAGCUGUACAUCUUGUGGUGACGAAGUUUUCUCACUCGUGGAAGAAAAUGGUCGCCCCAAAGAGAGAUGGACACCUCUUGGUGCAAACGCAAGUCCUGAACCUGGUUAUCAUGCUUUUGAAGAGAAUCACAUAAAUAAUGAAUUUGACCAUGAGUCUGAAUUAUCUCGCCUAGCCAUAGAAAAUGAGCAUCUAAACAGCUUGUUGAUGGCUUUUACUUCGCACAUCGCCCAGGUACAAUUUCGUCUAGGGCAAGUAAUAAAUGCUGAGUCUGAUAGCAGAGAGCUGAUGCUUAAAUCUCUCGAAGAAUUUGCUUCCAGAGGAAUCCCUGACCUGCAGUCACUGGAGGAACAAUGCAGUAAACUAUCUUCGGAAUCCAGGGCAUAUACUUCAAGUUUAGAUGGACGGCCUCAGAAAAUGAUUGAACAGCUGAAAAGACACCUUGAUGACCUAGAGAGAUUCGCUUAUGAGACUGGUGAACAAAGUGAACCACCAACUCAGGCUAUUCUAGAAAAGCAGCGUUUAGUACUAGAAGGUCUACGAGAGAAACUUGAAUUGAAUAUUUCCAAUGUGGAUAAACUUCCAGCCGCUGAACUGCAACAAGUUGUAGACAAGGCUGUCAAUCAAUUUUUAAAUCCUGUAAAAGUUAACGAAAAACUUGUGGAGCAGUUGAAAACUCAGGUGAAUGAUUUAGAACGAUUUAUCGAUUUUCUUCACGGAUCUGGUGCAUGCAGUGAUAUUUUAGCUAAAGCAUUAGCUGAUUUCAAGCGUACACACCAACAGUUAUCCGCCAAUAAUGAAAUACCAUCGUGUUGUAAUUAUUCUAAUAAAUCACAUACACAAAAUAAUGAUAAUAAUGAUAACGAUGAUCUAGACAAUAGUAGCACAUUUUCAUCACAUAUCCAUCCUGGUGUGCAAUUAGGACAUAGUCGUCACCUUCAUUCAGAUUAUCAACAUAAUCAUUUGUAUGAUUAUGUUGAUACCUAUCUAGAGGAUAUGACCACAACCGAAGAACAAGAAUUGAGACGUGGAAAAAAUAAAAAACGUGAUAUCAGGAAAUCUCGAUUCACUAUCAUUAACCUUAUUCAACGAGCUAUCACCCUGCUCAAUCUGUUUGCAGCAAGUCAACUGGGUCAAGAUCCUGAUACAUUACUGACGAAAUUCAACAUGAAUAAACAUUCUACUCAUAAAGUUGACAAAUCAAAUUCAUCUACGGUAGAGAAAGCCAAAACCCAACACUGGGGAACAAUUCGAGCUCGUCUUGAAAUUGCUAUAAAUAUGGUUCAAGAAAAAGUAGUUACUCUUAACACAUAUAAACUAGGUAAAACAUCAACAGUCAAUUUAUACUCUACAUAUCAUACAAUGCCAAAUAUAAUUCACUCAUGUACAACAAAGUCAGAAAUUCCUAAUACGGUUCCGUCUGGACGUGAAAGUCCAGAUGGGAAAGCUAGUAUGCCCAUAUGUGGUAGUACGAUUAGAUCCUAUGCAUCACUACGUAAAGGUUUUAGUCAGGAUGAAGUUCCCGGUACUCAAAUCGCUUUACCUGUGCAGAAUUUACAUGAUGCCAGUUUACGUGCGUUGUUAUAUGGUGGAAGACCAGAUAGAAUAUUUUCAAAUCCAACUUUGUAUAACGAUAAAAAUGAACUCACUUCAUGCACAGGAGAUAUGGAUGACACAGAAAGCGGCUCAUGUGAAACAUCGGAGUUUCUGUAUCCUGAAGCGGAACGCGCUGUGGUGCAUGUUGUACGUCGAUACCUCUGUCCUGCUUUACGUGAUCUUAUUGAACAUGGUCUUAUAAAGAAAGCUUUACAGAAAGCUGAUGAAAAUUCACCUUUGGGUUUAACAAAUAAGCGAAGCAUUUUACUACUUCGUCCUAUCCUGAACUGUUUAGACUCAAGAUCGAGAAAUCACUCAGAAGAUAAAUUUGAAUGCUUAGAUUUGAACAAUCUAUCAAGUGAUUACAUUGAUACAAACUCUUUUUCGGGGUCCCGUUCUAAUUGUAUAGGAAUCCAUGCGUGGGAUGUAUUAAUGCGUUUUUAUCAGAUUAAGAAUGGUCCACGGUAUAAUGAGUCUCCGGUGAGAAAACUUUGUGAAAGCUUCGAUUUAGAUACAAUUGAUGGUAAAACAAUCACGAAUCGUCAGAAAUUUUUCAGUGCAAUGGGUAAUGUUCUUCAGGGUCACGUGGCAUACAAACGCAGUAAAGAUGCCAAGUUCAAAGCAUUCAUUAGUAUUGCACUGAAUACAAAGUUCACCGGAUACAUAUGCGCCACACAAAUAAUGAGAAUGGGAGGAGAAGGAAGAAGAUGCGUAUAUAUAAAGGAAGGAAAAAAAAGGAGAAGAGUAAUGAUGGGGGGAACUGAAAUGUACAACCAGAAAAGCUCUCUCAGUUAGGAAAGUUAGAACCACUCUUUGUGAAGAAAGUAGAAGAAGAUUACAGCAGGAUCGCCACUGGAUUUUAUUCUGAGCCAUAUCUGAUAACGUCUCUAGCCACUGUGUUACACCAUCUCUCGGACCCCAGACAAGGAGUCGUGGAGGACCAACAGAAGCUAGCCCUUUGCAGCUUUCUUUCAUACCACGACACCAUGUCAUGCACUGACCUCCUCUCCGCUUUUUCCAACCAGUCCCAGAGUCGGCAAAUGAUGCACGACGUGGAAGUCUCUGGGACGACAUUCGUAAAACAUGUCCAAGCCACCGAAGUCGGUGUUUCAAGAUGGUGACACCAAUUGAAUUAUCGUCUCUGCACCCGAACACACAAUGCCGAACCUCUGCAUUACUAACAUGGUGUUGCCACUGAAUGUCAGCAAUCCUUCGGAGACAACGAUGAUCGAACACAGAGAGACGUCUAACAUCCUCAACUCGGAGAGUCCAGGUUUCACAAGCAUAGAGCAAAACUGCUCUCACCGACGCGUUGUAGAUCCGACCUUUUACAGCCAGACUAACAUCACGAAGGCGCCAAAGAUGGCCCAGAUUGGCAUAAGCCGCUCUGGCUUUCACUAUACGUUGAUUGAUCUCAUCACUCACGCCACCACCAGCACUUAUGUGGCUACCUAGAUACACGAACUUCUCAACUACUUCAAUCUGCUCACCACCCAGGGUGAGUGCAGGAUGAGAAUCCUGCUAGUGUUGUAGAAGUACUUUGCACUUGGAGGGUGCAGAGCACAUGCCGUACCUGCGGACACUGAUUGCCAACUGAUUAAAUGCGGAUUGCAUGCCUUGGGCAUUAUCGCACAGUAAGACAAUAUCAUCCGCAUACUCGAGGUCGAGAAGUCGUUCUCCAGGCAACAUAUCCACACCGCCAUUACUUACAUCCAUCAGAGCUGUUUCCAGAAUGUCGUCAAUGGCAAAAUUGAAGAGGAAUGGUGAGAUUGGGCAACCCUGCCUAACCCCACUGGUCGAAUGGAACAAGGGAGAAAGGUGGUUGUAUGCCCUUACUCUGCCUGAGGUGUUCGUAUACAGGGCCUUUAAGAUGUUAAUGAACUUCUCAGGCACACCCUUCUUCAAUAGACAAUCCCAGAGAACAGUCCUGUCCAACGAAUCAAAGGCAGUCCUGUUAUCAAGAAACACUACGAUUGUUGGCCUGCGACAAGUAUGACGGUGUUCUAACAUUUGGCGGAGGGUGAAGAUGUGAUCAAUGCAUCCUCGAUCAGAACGAAAACCAGCCUGCUCCUCGCGAGUCAAUCGUUCUCGGGUUUUAAACAACCUACGAAGAAUGACAGAAGCCAAUAGUUUGGACACAAUCGGAAGUAGACAUAUCCCCCGAUAGUUGUUACAGAAACAACGUGAACCCUUUUUAAAGAUAGGGACGACUAUCGACUCAUUCCAUGAUGUUGGGACACUUUCUUGCUCCCAAACCUUUGCAAACAACACAGUCAAUUCCUUAGUCAGAAAGUCACCACCAUCUUUAAAAAGAGCCGGAGGUAAGUCAUCUGGGCCCGGUGAUUUGUAACGUUUCAAGAGUUGAAUAAAUGAAAUGGAACAUUCAAUUAUAUUCAAAUUUAAGUAAACAAUUAACACAACAGCGUUUUUCGAUUGCGUUCGAUUGAGAAUGUCAUUCUCAUAUUAGUAAGGCGUAUUCAGAUUUAUCUCUAGUUGGUUUCCGCUGAUUAUCUUCCUUGCCUUUAUCCUAAAGAUCAGUAAUUUCUGGCAGUAAUAUUCAUUGAAUCUCAUUAUAAUAUCACCAUUAAUUUCAGCAGUCAAAUUACUUGCAAUUUAGUUAAUCCACUAAUCACUACUCACCUAAGUUUGUUGUGGUAUGAGGAAGCCAAUUUCAAAUUCUGGAUAUUUCAUAAAUUUAUUUGAACAUCAUUGUAAAAUAUUUGUUCUUAUAUUGUCAAGAAACUGAUUUAUUUACUUUAAGUGAAGGAAAAUUGGUCCCUUGGCUAAGAAUGAUCUUUCGAAAUCAUGUCUUUGUUCAAUCUAUAUAUGAACCAUGGAGUUAUACUUUGAGUACAGGAUUCAACGAUACUCUACAGUCAUUAGUUAAACUAAAGGAUUUUGAAUUCGCUCUGCCUUAUGAUUAUAGUAUCCGUCAUUUAAAAGAAAUGCAUGAUGCCUUCUAAACUGCGAAAUGUAUUUGUAAUGUGAUGUCCUUUUUUCGUUUCGUCUUUUUUUCUUCAUAUCCAGUGAUCAGUAUAUAAACUAACAAAGAUCAACAUUUUGUUGUUUAUCAUUUGUCUGAACCUGUAGGCAUUUCUUAUAUAUAUCUACCUAUAAUAUCUUAUAUAUAUCGUAUUUGUAAUAUGUUUGUUUAUUUCUUUUGUUGACGUAUUAUCUCACCUGUAUUUUUUGUCGUCCAUCAUAAGCAUUACAAUUCAUUUAACUCAUGUAUUAGCAUUUGUUUAUACGUAUAUUUAGAGCGUGUAUUUUGAUCUAAUCAACCAUAUUAUUGUCUACUUUUGAUCGAAAAAUGAUGAUUGUUGUAUAAUAAACAGAUCUACUGCAGAUAUAUUUUGAAUUCUUUGUAUUAUGUUUACAAAAAGAUUUCAUGUUUAUUUAUUUCCAUAUUUUUGAGAUUUAAUCCGUAUCUUGUUUUGUAAUUAUGAAAAUUAUUUCGAUAAUUCUCUCUAUUCUGCUUUUUUCUGGUGAAAUUGUCAGGCAUAAUAGUAUAACGGACAGACGAUUUUGAUACUGUCUAAGGAUUAAUAUUGUAUGUUAUGUAUUGAAAAACUCAUAGUGUUUUCUACUGAGUGAUUUCAUAGUUAGUGGAUGCACUUGGUAAAACAGCACGAAAAUCGACAAAGUAUUGAAUUGUUAUAAGUCUGUCGGUACUAUUACUAAACAUGAUAACAGCUGCGGAGGUUAUUGGGGUAUUUGGGUCAUAUAAACAACAUGGAAUCACUUACCUGUUAACAAAUGUACUGAGUUACCAAGUUAACGUUUUCCACCAAGACUCAAAGCUAUUUAAUUCUACAUCAAACGUAGUGCUAAAAGCAUCGAACUUCAAAAUAAUGAUUAUCGAACAUCUUGUUUUUCAUCACAUGACAAAUGUAGAAUCAUUAACCGGUAAACACACCGUAAAGUACAUCCCCACUGAGGUAUUUAUUUCCCACGUAAAUCACUGUGUCCUUUAUGGUAUUAAUGUCAACUAUUUGUUUCGGACCUCGACAGGGCAUAAAUAAACUUUAAACGUUAAGAUUUGUUUGUUUUUUUCACUUAAGUAAUCAUUUAUUAUUCCUCAAAGAUGAUGUAUUUUUCACUGAGAUUCCACUGAUUAU